CAGGAAGGCUGCCGUGAAUGUGUACACGGCCGGCCACGUGCGCACAUGCAAUACGUAUGCAAUAACCGUAUCGUAUUUGUAAAAUUUGCGUGCGCUUGUAAAUAAACAGUUAACCGAGUGUUACUGUUUACUGAUGUGUUAAAAGGCCCCUGUUUAGGCGUUUUUAAAAAGGGGGAACAUCUGAUUCAGUGAGGAGCACUCCCAAGUACAUACACAUACAUGUACAGUGACUAGAUAAGUGUGUGAUCAUGCUGACCAAACCCUUGCUGCCGAGAGAGUCGGGGAGACUUAUCGCCUCAAAGAGUCAAGAUGUCACCAUCUCGGAAGAUGGGGCCACUGAUGUAGCCAACAUGAUUUUCAAAAGUUUAAAGAAAAAUGAAUACAGUGUGGAGGCGUGGAAACAACACGAUCUUCACCCAAAGCUGAUGACAAAGGAGACUGUUGAUUGGAUCUUUGUGUUGGACACACUGAACUUCUCUUUCUGGAGUGAGGCGAAUGACAAAAGAUUCCUUGUGGACUACCGGGGCAGUUUGCACAGCGGCUACUGGGCCCUGUGUGCAGCUAUCAACAGAGCGUUAGAUGAAAACAUUCCAAUCACAUCAGCGUCCUAUUAUUCCCGGAUCACCGUGGAUCAGCUGAGGCAUAUAUUCCGGUCAGCGACAGACACUGAUAUACCGCUACUGGACAAGAGACUAGAGCAUCUGCAUGAAGCCGGUACGGUACUCCUAGAAAAAUUUGAAGGUUCCUUUGUCAACUGCAUCUCCCAGUGUGACCGUAAAGCAUCCAAGCUUCUGCAUCUGAUCACCGAGAACUUUCCGUCUUACCGAGAUGUGGCUAUGUUUGAAGGAGCGGCUGUUUCUUUAUACAAAAGGGCACAGAUCCUGAUUGCUGACAUCUGGGCGUGUUUUGAAGGCAAAAGCUACGGAGAGUUCAUUGAUAUUGAUGUACUGACCAUGUUUGCAGAUUAUAGAGUACCCCAGGUGUUGAACUAUUUUGAAGUUAUCAGGUAUUCCCCUCGUCUGCAUGAGAUUCUCCAGUCGGGGAGACUCUUCACGCCAGGUGAGAGGUUGGAGGUAGAAAUCAGAGGCUGCUCCAUCUGGGCAGUAGAGCUGAUACGACAGGAGCUGAAAAGUCUAAUGGCUGAGGACUCAUCCCUCUCUGGACUGACUUUGAACAGCAUCAUCAUUGACUUCUACCUAUGGGACUACUCCAAGGACCACUGGCGGGACAUGCAACAUGUACCCAUCCACAAGAUACGUAGUACAUUCUAUUGACGACAAUGACAACAAGCAAUUGUCAGCUUGUUUUGGGAUAAGCAACUAAUGAGCUCAAACUUUCAUUCAUGUUGUACACAUGGCCUGAGUGAGGAAUGUAAUCAAAUGCAAAACCAUUUCUUUACAUUUAACCCUUGCUCCUCUAGACCUUCAAAGACACUUCAUUUUUUGCCAUAUGAAAAUGUUACAUAUUUAUUGCAUGGACCAAGAAAUGCCAAUACCAAAUUUAGCAAUUCCGCGCUAUGCUGAAUCCCCUCAUCAUCAAACUUGUUGCAUUGGGAGUCUUUGCUGAUCAGCUUGAUGUUCAGCAAAUUGGCUUACCAUCUUCCAUGGUGACGUGAGUGCCUUCCUGCAUGCAAAAAGUUAAUGUUGCUCUAAGGUAUCGGCACAUGCAUUUCUGGCAGACUGGCAAAAAAAAAUAUAUAAGUUCAGAGAGCAAGGGCUAAUCCACAUGAUCCAAACACACUCUAGUAAGAAGUUCGUCCUUUAGCCUGCACGGCACAGGGACAUUUUUUUUUAGAAAAAAGAAGCCAAAUGCUGCAUAUAGCUCAUGGAACUAUGUUUGCCAUUAGAGAGUAUUGUCAAAAAGUAUUAUCUUCAAGUAAACUUGAAUCCUCGAUCCUGAUUGGUGGAUCCAUGGCAACAAGCCGUGCUAUAUAUAACCAUGUAGCACGGCCUCGGUCCAUACCGCACUCCGUGUAUUACGCAUGUGUGCGUGUUCCAUGAAGUGCAUCAAGUUUGCUUGAAGAUAAAUUCGUUAUCACGCUC
Messenger RNA from Patiria miniata (bat star), 2042 nucleotides. It is a transcript of the gene c9orf64, whose product is annotated as queuosine salvage protein-like. Bases 249 to 1274 code for a protein of 341 amino acids. The record is from RefSeq and is a predicted model, not a curated record. The transcript has 9 exons. Lineage: Eukaryota; Metazoa; Echinodermata; Asteroidea; Valvatida; Asterinidae.